Molecule: messenger RNA, 935 nt
Organism: Gaeumannomyces tritici R3-111a-1
Lineage: Eukaryota; Fungi; Ascomycota; Sordariomycetes; Magnaporthales; Magnaporthaceae
Exons: 2
Source: RefSeq, a predicted model, not a curated record
GCCUCUUGCCCCCCUCAGUUGCGUUAACGACGGCGGGUAUCGGCCAAGCAGACAGUGGCAGCCCUACCAGUUUCGCCGGCAAUUUUGGAACCUUCUGGGGCGAAGGCGGGUCUGCGCCAACGCCCAAAAUACUUGAUGACGACUACUACCUGGAUGUGUCUGGCGUCGCCAGCGCCUCACCCUCAAGCGGCAGUCCCAAAAUACAGUCCCGAAUCGGCAGUCCCAAAAUACAGUCCCGAAUCGGCAGUCCCAAAAUACAGUCCCGAAUCGGCAGUCCCCUUAGAACCCUCCCCGACAGGUCCCCCAACAGUCCCCCUCAGGAUGCAGCCGACCCUUCCGACCUCGGCAUCGAUAUUGAUAUGUCCGACGCUACCGAUGCCUCGUCCGCAGGCGGCAAUCCCGGGGAACAAACGUCGCCCGGCAGUCCUGCUCAGCAUACAGCCGGCCAUUCCGGCUUCGGUAUCGAUAUGCCCAACAUUGCCGACACCGCCGACACAGCCGACAUUGCCGGCGCCGCAUCUGCAGGUGGCGGUCCCGAAAUCCAGUCGCGAGUUAGCAAUCCCCCCAGCAGUCCCGCUCAGCAUGCAGCCGACCCUCCCGGACUCGUUGUCGAUAUGCCCGACACCACCGACGCCGUGUCCGCGUCCAAGCCCAUCAUUGUCGAUGUUGAUGCCUUGGAACUCCAAAAGCCACGUUCAAUUCUCACGAUGCCCAAUUUCAAGGGGCCUUACUCGAAGAGGCUUAAUGAAAUGAUCGAGUGGGGACAUAAGCAGUUCCCAAAGAAUGGACUCAACGAGUUUAAAGAUGGAAAGUUCAUUCGCGCUGGGGUGUUUCAUGAACUCUCAUCUGAACACUCCUGGCUCGUGAUCGAACACUCUCCAACUCAUCCACUUUCCAAGGCGGGCAUGUCGAAGACAAAUCCUUCCAAGUCCUAA